This is a messenger RNA of Penicillium verhagenii, 3231 nucleotides long. RefSeq names its product mediator of RNA polymerase II transcription subunit 14. The record is from RefSeq and is a predicted model, not a curated record. Bases 1 to 3231 code for a protein of 1076 amino acids. Gene Ontology annotation, biological process: regulation of transcription by RNA polymerase II. Gene Ontology annotation, molecular function: transcription coregulator activity. The transcript has 2 exons. NCBI's taxonomy places the organism in Eukaryota, Fungi, Ascomycota, Eurotiomycetes, Eurotiales, Aspergillaceae. Gene Ontology annotation, cellular component: mediator complex; core mediator complex.
AUGCCCGGUGUCAUCAUGGAUCACGCCGGUGUUGAUGGAUCUUUGCGGCAGUCUGGCUUCAAUGAGGCGACAAAUGGCGCACGGAGCCACGACAAAUCCUAUCAACUUCCUGCUUCCAUCAACGGGCCGGUCCAUGUGAAUGGGAUGGGGGGAGACGUUGGCGCUUUGAAUCAAUCUUCCAAAAUGUCAGCCCAAGACAUGGGACUUCCCAGGCCAACACCUUUUGAGUUGCCACAUAUCACACAGGGGUUUUUCCCAUUCCGUACACUUGUGAACCGAGCAGCGCAACAAUGCUGGAUUGAUCUUUCAGAGUUGGUGACGGAACUGUCUACAAUGUCAGUCUCCUCUGAAUCAUCUACUCUUCCAGCAGCAAAUGGAAAGCCCCUAGGGAACCAAUCUGUGGAAAAUGUGAACAAGAAAGUGCGAAUCUUAGAUUUUGCACAUGCCAAGAGGGCCGAAUUCAUCAAGCUCUUGGUUCUCUCGCAAUGGAGUCGCCAGGCCGCAGAAGUCAGUAGGCUCAUUGAUAUUCAAGGCUUCAUUCGCACUCGACAUCAAGCAUAUACCUCCGCGGUACAAUAUGUGGGCGAGAUGAAACGGGAUCUCGUUCGAGCACAGGUAGCCAAUCCGGAUCUUAAAACUGCCUUGGAAAUCCUUUCGAAGGGCCGGGUAGCAACCCUUCCAGAUCUUGGCUAUAAACCCCCUAAACCCUUGAAUGCAAAGGCGACGCUGAAAAAACUACACAAAAUUAAUCGUAUCAUCAGUGUACGGUUAGCGUUACAUGACCAAGUACCGCCCUCCUUACGGAAUUAUCGUGUCCAUGAUGGUCGCGUUACAUUCACUGUACCUGGAGAAUUCGAACUUGAUCUUUCGGUUGCAGAAGAAUCCAAUACAUCUCAAUUCUUUUUCGUGGAUAUUCGAUUCCUUUUCUCGCCGUCAUCCCCUAUUCCAAAGGGGAGGAUUUUUGACCAGCUCGAUGCUAAAAUCAACGAAAUCCUUCAUAUCGAUGGUCUGAUAGGUUGCUUUGAUUUUCUUCACGGCCUGGUCUUGACCAACAAAAUCAAUACACUUUUUAAACAGGCCGCAGACCUUGCUCGAGGUCUAUGGUCGGACGCCUUGCGUAUCGAACUCCUUCAUCGAACACUGGUUGUCCAGUAUUGGCCAGCAAGAGUUGGGCCAAAGAGUUGGUUGGAGAUCGGUAUUCAAAGAGGCGUGCGAAAGAAUGCUGUCAAUGAUUGUGGCAAAGAAGUCCCUCGAAUUGGGCUUCGCUGGAUGCGGGAUGGUCAACAUGCAAACAGUAACGCUAUUCAAUUUGAUUCCAACGACCUUUCUAUGGAACGCCUUCUGCGGAGCAUUAUCGCUCUACACACAUCGCAUCUGCUGUCUACCGCUUAUGCUACCCUGAACAAGAGUCUUCUUUACUUUAAUCAUGUCCUUUCACUACGGGCCCAAUUAUCUUCCACGGAACCUGGCGAAUGUUUCCUCGAUGCUCAGCUAACAUUUUCUCGGUCUCUUCGGGUCUCCAUAGAACCUUUGUCAGGGGCGAUCACUCUGUCUAGUGCAUCAGUGACUUCAGAACGCCCUGAGCCUGAGCGAAGUGCAAAUAAGUCAGCGAUUGAAGAGCUUCUGUCUCGUGUGUCCCGUCUGCGAUGUGCCACUGCAAUUGAGGAAGUCGAAAUUGGCACCAAAUCUCUCGGUCUAGAGACUAUUGGUCAACGAAGCCUGGGGCUUGACAUCCGUCGCCUGUUUCCCUCAAAUACGAUGCGUUCUGCAUUCUUCACGCAUCCCCUUUGGGAUCGUCGUUGGGCCGUUGCGGCUACGAGUAGUAUGGAUGGCGAUGGCUGGUGGUUGGUUCAACUUCGGUCUACGGAGUCCAACAUCACCUUGCCCGCUCAUCGCGUCAGUACUACUCUGAUUUCCACACAGCGAGGAUUCGACUACUUGGCGUGUGCAGAAUCAUUGCAUGGUCUGACGGGCAUGCUGUCAAUUUAUGCUAAUGCUCGGUUUUUGGCAGAAAUGCCCGACCUGCAAUUCUAUCCAUCCCUGGACCAGUUGCAGCUCGGUGCAAAUCUUCAGGUGCCGGACCUAAUUUUCCGCUACAAGCCAUCUGCACUUCCCUCGUCUCUUCGAAUAUCAUUGCCUGCGGGGAUAGAGCAUGGCUCCUAUCUACAAGAUACAGUACGUCUCUCCUUCCAUGGAGUGGAUCAUCAAAACAAGUCAGCUGUUCUUGUGGCCCAUUGUAGUCUUCGAUACCGUGUUAAGUCUCUUCUUUCUCUGGUAUCCAAGACAGAUUCUUCGCUUCUCAUGCAAGACAAAGGUUGCGGGUUUGCACUCCGCAUGGUCGUCCCAGCUGGGAAGUGCAUCAUGAUUGGCCUGUUUGAACGUUUGCAACGGUUUGAUUGUGUUCUCUCAAUCCUCCAGUCCUUGGUGAAGCAAGGAAUGGAAGUCCGGUCAUUAUCUCUCUCCCAGGUUGCAUUUCUGUACGGUCCCGGGCAGAAGUUCGCUGCCCGGUUCGACAUUGAUGUUUCAGAACAUUCUCUCUGCGAUUUCAUUGAUGCCUCACAUGGUCUGUCAAACGCCGAUCCUUUAUUCCGCCGACACCUGAAGAUCUCUUUCGAUAGUCCCAGUCCGCAUCGUCGCAUUCAGGAACCACUGACCGUGGUCUUGAAUCAUCGGUUCUCAGAAACCGGUGUGGACUCUAUCCUUGGAUUCAUGUCCGAUACUUUCCCGCUUUUGCAGUGUUUGGAUCAAAUUACCAAGACUGCUCCAACGGAGUCUUCAAUUGUACAUGUCACUGCACGCAGUCCUAUGGUUCUUCAAUUCCAUUACCCUCGAUUGAACUACCGAUUUCGCUUAUCUGCACGACCGCGGCUGGGUCGCAUUGUGUGGUUACUUGAAGAUUCUAAUCGAUCAGAGUCGCUCGAAGGCAGUCACUCCUCAAACAUUGUUAGAGACAAGAUCUACAACUCAAAGGGCGACGGCUGGCAAGGAUUGGGUGAUGGUGCCAUAUCCUCCCUCGAGAAAAUCGGCAACCUUCUUUUCGAGCUCCAUUCGUCCCUCGGCGCAUGCGUUCCCGAGCCUAAUAUUCAGGGAACUGAAAAGAAAACCGAGCAGGAUAGCACAGCCGAGCUACAUCCAGAAGCAGGCCCUAUCAUGAAUACUGCCAUGCUAGAAACAACAUCAGCUGAAAGAACAGAUAUCCUAGGCAAUGCCGAUGUCAUUACAAUCGACUAA